Mandrillus leucophaeus (drill) is the source of this 5222-nucleotide messenger RNA. RefSeq names its product SWI/SNF related, matrix associated, actin dependent regulator of chromatin, subfamily a, member 5 (gene SMARCA5). The coding region runs from base 881 to 4039 and encodes 1052 amino acids. Gene Ontology annotation, cellular component: nucleus; chromatin. Lineage: Eukaryota; Metazoa; Chordata; Mammalia; Primates; Cercopithecidae. Gene Ontology annotation, biological process: nucleosome organization; regulation of transcription by RNA polymerase II. The record is from RefSeq and is a predicted model, not a curated record. The transcript has 24 exons. Gene Ontology annotation, molecular function: ATP hydrolysis activity; ATP-dependent chromatin remodeler activity; ATP binding.
AACAGUGAGACGUCACUUGGGGUAACCAUAACGUCGUCAAGGCUGUGGCGUCACGCCUCUAAGCGGAUACGGCAGAAGUUUUGGAGUCAGACACAAGACUUCCAAGUUUGAAUGGGCAGCGCAAAACUCGGGCAAGUUUUCCAGUAGUGCCGCCGAUCCCAGCCAGGCCCGGAAGACACAACGAGAACCGUGAGCCGUUAUGAAAGCCUAAAACACUGAGCUCGCCUCCUGCCAGACAGCAGACGCACAAACCUACGCCUCCGAGCGCUCCCUCGAGGUCCCGCCUACUCUUCUCUCCCGAGCCCGCUAGAGGUCUGGAGGAGGAGGGGCCAAGGGUGAGGAGGAGGGGCCAAGGGUAAGGAGGACAGUAUGAGCAUGCGCACUCAGUGCCCAGUCAGUGAGCCAAUAAGGAAUCUCGCGAGGGUUGAAAGUCGGUGGCGUAGGUAGUCGUCCUGGAUGCUGGAGAGAUAGACGAUAUCUGCCAGAGGAAGAGGAGGAGGCGGCGGCGAAGCGUUUUCCCAGCCUCAGUCUCUUUCGUUUUCCUUUUCCCUUCCCCCAACCCUCCGCCCUUCUCUAAAUCAGCCCGCCUUCCUUGACCUCAGUGACCCGUCUGGCCCCGCCCAUCCUCGUCGACGUGAUUCCCGCCGUGAGGUAAGCGCCGGUGGAACCUAGAGCCCCGCGGAAGAGCAGAACGUCUGGGAGUGUGCAGCUCCUGGGCCCGGCUCAGGCCCGUCGCGGAGGCGCGGCGCGGGGGAGCGCUCGGGUGGGAGUCUCGCUCCUCCACCAGUUUAUUGCGACGUAGCCACCCAGGCCUAGGCCUCCCCGUCCAUCCCCGCCGGACUCGGCCUCUGGCAGCAGCGGGUGACGCAGACGGAACAUCAUGUCGUCCGCGGCCGAGCCUCCGCCACCCCCGCCUCCCGAGAGCGCGCCUUCCAAGCCCGCAGCCUCGACCGCCAGCGGCGGGAGCAACAGCAGCAACAAAGGCGGCCCCGAGGGCGUCGCUGCGCAGGCGGUUGCGUCUGCGGCCAGCGCGGGUCCCGCAGACGCCGAGAUGGAGGAAGUAUUUGAUGAUGCGUCACCUGGAAAGCAAAAAGAAAUCCAAGAACCAGAUCCUACCUAUGAAGAAAAAAUGCAAACUGACCGGGCAAAUAGAUUCGAGUAUUUAUUAAAGCAGACAGAACUGUUUGCACAUUUCAUUCAGCCUGCUGCUCAGAAGACUCCAACUUCACCUUUGAAGAUGAAACCAGGACGCCCACGAAUAAAAAAAGAUGAGAAGCAGAACUUACUAUCAGUUGGCGAUUACCGACACCGUAGAACAGAGCAGGAGGAGGAUGAAGAACUACUAACAGAAAGCUCCAAAGCAACCAAUGUUUGCACUCGAUUUGAAGACUCUCCAUCAUAUGUAAAAUGGGGUAAACUGAGAGAUUAUCAGGUCCGAGGAUUAAACUGGCUCAUUUCUUUGUAUGAGAAUGGCAUCAAUGGUAUCCUUGCAGAUGAAAUGGGCCUAGGAAAGACUCUUCAAACAAUUUCUCUUCUUGGAUACAUGAAACAUUAUAGAAACAUUCCUGGUCCUCAUAUGGUUUUGGUUCCUAAGUCUACAUUACACAACUGGAUGAGUGAAUUCAAGAGAUGGGUACCAACACUUAGAUCUGUUUGUUUGAUAGGAGAUAAAGAACAAAGAGCUGCUUUUGUCAGAGACGUUUUAUUACCAGGAGAAUGGGACGUAUGUGUAACAUCUUAUGAAAUGCUUAUUAAAGAGAAGUCUGUGUUCAAAAAAUUUAAUUGGAGAUACUUAGUAAUAGAUGAAGCUCACAGGAUCAAAAAUGAAAAAUCUAAGUUGUCAGAAAUAGUGAGGGAAUUCAAGACUACAAAUAGACUAUUAUUGACUGGAACACCUCUUCAGAACAACUUGCAUGAGCUGUGGUCACUUCUUAACUUUCUGUUGCCAGAUGUGUUUAAUUCCGCGGAUGACUUUGAUUCCUGGUUUGAUACAAACAACUGCCUUGGGGAUCAAAAACUAGUUGAGAGGCUUCAUAUGGUUUUGCGUCCAUUCCUGCUUCGUCGAAUUAAGGCUGAUGUUGAAAAGAGUUUGCCUCCAAAGAAGGAAGUAAAAAUCUAUGUGGGCCUCAGCAAAAUGCAAAGGGAAUGGUAUACUCGGAUAUUAAUGAAGGAUAUAGAUAUACUCAACUCAGCAGGCAAGAUGGACAAAAUGAGGUUAUUGAACAUCCUGAUGCAGUUGAGAAAGUGCUGUAAUCAUCCAUAUCUCUUUGAUGGAGCGGAACCUGGUCCACCUUAUACAACGGAUAUGCAUCUAGUAACCAACAGUGGCAAAAUGGUGGUUUUAGACAAGCUGCUCCCUAAGUUAAAAGAACAAGGUUCACGAGUAUUAAUCUUCAGUCAAAUGACAAGGGUAUUGGACAUUUUGGAAGAUUAUUGCAUGUGGAGAAAUUAUGAGUACUGCAGGUUGGAUGGUCAGACGCCCCAUGAUGAGAGACAAGACUCCAUCAAUGCAUACAAUGAACCAAACAGCACAAAGUUUGUUUUCAUGUUAAGCACACGUGCUGGUGGUCUUGGCAUCAAUCUUGCGACUGCUGAUGUAGUAAUUUUGUAUGAUUCUGAUUGGAAUCCCCAAGUAGAUCUUCAGGCUAUGGACCGAGCACAUAGAAUUGGACAGACCAAGACAGUCAGGGUGUUCCGCUUUAUAACUGAUAACACUGUAGAAGAAAGAAUAGUAGAACGUGCUGAGAUGAAACUCAGACUGGAUUCAAUAGUCAUUCAACAAGGGAGGCUUGUGGAUCAGAAUCUGAACAAAAUUGGGAAAGAUGAAAUGCUUCAAAUGAUUAGACAUGGGGCAACACAUGUGUUUGCUUCAAAGGAAAGUGAGAUCACUGAUGAAGAUAUUGAUGGUAUUUUGGAAAGAGGUGCAAAGAAGACUGCAGAGAUGAAUGAAAAGCUCUCCAAGAUGGGUGAAAGCUCACUUAGAAACUUCACAAUGGAUACAGAGUCGAGUGUUUAUAACUUCGAAGGAGAAGACUAUAGGGAAAAACAAAAGAUUGCAUUCACAGAAUGGAUUGAACCACCUAAACGAGAAAGAAAAGCCAACUAUGCCGUUGAUGCAUAUUUCAGGGAAGCUCUUCGUGUUAGUGAACCUAAAGCACCCAAGGCUCCUCGACCUCCAAAACAACCCAACGUUCAGGAUUUCCAGUUUUUUCCUCCACGUUUAUUUGAGUUACUGGAAAAAGAAAUUCUGUUUUACAGAAAAACUAUUGGGUACAAGGUACCCCGAAAUCCUGAGCUGCCUAAUGCAGCACAGGCACAAAAAGAAGAACAGCUUAAAAUUGAUGAAGCUGAAUCCCUUAAUGAUGAAGAGCUAGAGGAAAAAGAGAAGCUUCUAACACAGGGAUUUACCAAUUGGAAUAAGAGAGAUUUUAAUCAGUUUAUCAAGGCUAAUGAGAAGUGGGGUCGUGAUGAUAUUGAAAAUAUAGCAAGAGAAGUAGAAGGCAAAACUCCAGAAGAAGUCAUUGAAUAUUCAGCUGUGUUCUGGGAAAGGUGCAAUGAGCUCCAGGACAUAGAGAAGAUUAUGGCUCAGAUUGAAAGGGGAGAGGCGAGAAUUCAAAGAAGAAUAAGCAUCAAGAAAGCACUUGACACAAAGAUUGGACGGUACAAAGCACCUUUUCAUCAGCUGAGAAUAUCAUACGGUACUAACAAAGGAAAAAACUAUACUGAAGAAGAAGAUCGUUUUCUGAUUUGUAUGCUUCACAAACUUGGAUUUGACAAAGAAAAUGUUUAUGAUGAAUUACGACAGUGUAUUCGCAACUCUCCUCAGUUCAGAUUUGACUGGUUUCUUAAGUCCAGAACUGCAAUGGAGCUCCAGAGGAGAUGUAAUACCUUAAUUACUUUGAUUGAAAGAGAAAACAUGGAACUAGAAGAAAAGGAGAAGGCAGAGAAAAAGAAACGAGGACCAAAGCCUUCAACACAGAAACGUAAAAUGGAUGGAGCACCUGACGGUCGAGGAAGAAAAAAGAAGCUGAAACUAUGAAUAUGUUUUUGUUUCAUAAUCACUAACUUUAAACCAGUAGUUCUUUAAUUUACGGGUCUUCAUAAGAUGUACUGUACAAUGCUCAAUUGUUAUGUCAUUUAAAGACAUCAGGUUCAUCUGUUUACUGAGCUAGAAACAUAGUAUGUAGUUUCACUUUUUUAAAUGCAACAGCUGUGCUGAAAUUUUUUUAUCAUUAACACUUGAAGUAAUAAAAUAGGCUUCAUUUAUUACUGUUUCAUUUGAUUUAUUUUUCUGUUGUAGUUCCAUUCGUGAAGAUUGUGACUUUUUGUUUAUUAGCUAUAAUUUCUAUACUUGUAAGGUUUAAAAACAAGUUAAAAAGAAAAUUGCAAAUAACAUUUGUCCCUUUCAGUCUUCAUUUAGUUGUAUAAUUAUUUUAAUUCACUUUGCCUUUGCAGAAAUUUGGGUAUUUUCUUUGUAGUGCUAUUGAGUCUCAUCUGGAAAGAUUAUAUAAAUUGCAUUCUCCUUGCUUAUGUGGGUAGAAUGGGAAAAGAAGGCAAGACAAAGUAUACUUAAAUUCUAUGCAUAUUUCUGUUAUGCUUUCUGUUUUUUUAGUUGAUUCUGAAAUGAAUACGCCCUGUUCUUUUGAAAGAAUGGCCUUUUAGUUGUAUAGCCAAAGACAUUUAGUAUUUUCCGGUUCCUUAAGGUAUUACUGUACCAUUUUGUAAAAGGAAUAUUAUUAUUAUUAUUUUUAAUUAUUUGGUAAAUAUUUUGUCAUAUGACCUUCUGAAGCAGCCACAACUUAGAUAAUGUCAGAACUAAGGUGAUUUUUUUUUUUAAUUUUGAAAGAACCAGCCAAAAUGAGGUGUGAAUUUGUCAUACUGUUACAUUGAAAUUGGUAACAAAAUGUAUCCCCUCCCAUUUUGAGUUUUAGGGUAAAUGAAAAUUUUAUUGUAUUUUAAAGUAAUUUCUAAGUGUUAGCAAGACUGACUGUAAUUCCAGUUUCUGUUUUCUAUGGACAGACUUGAUAAACUGGAGACCCUAAAGCAGGAAUACCCAAAUUAUAGUGUCAGGAUUUUAGCUGUACCAGAGGCCUUUAUGUGCUACACAUAAUUUGUAUAAAAUUUUAUAUGUGCAGAUUGGGUACAUAAACAGUUCUCCAUUUUUCUAAGGGAAUGCAAUAAAUGUAGCAUCGUGAAUAAAUAUAACUUUUAUAAUCUGUAAA